UACACCAGAUACGCCAUCUUUUUGUUUUUUUAUAACUUAUGUUAGUUCUUUUGAACUUACUGACCUAUUUUGGUUUGUUUUCUUUGAGAAGUUGGCAGCUCGAAGCAACCAGUGUGGUACAGAACAUAGUGGCCAACCAGUUGAGGAUUAUGAACAGUCAAAGAAAGGCAGUUAUUGGGCAGAGGAGCAGUUGCCAAUCGAGAAUGGCAAGCACCAUUUACUAAAUAAUGAGCACCACAUUGUUGACAAGAACAAUGGGAAUCCACAAAACAGAGAGAAGUUGAACUUAGAGUGUGAUAACUCAAUACAAGGUGCCGUAACUACAUUGAAGGCUCAUCUUACUGGAUCAAAAGAGGAAGGGACUGUACCAUGUAAGAAUGAUCAGCAACCUUCAAAUAAUGGUAUGCAUAUGCAAACAUCGGAGAAGUGCGCUAUUGAUGAGAAGUUGGCAGCUCGAAGCAACCAAUGCGGUAAACAUCAUUGUGGACAACCAGUUGAGAAUUAUGAACAGUCAAAGAUAUGCAGUGAUUGGCCCGAGGAGCAGUUACCAAUGGAGCAUGAAAAGCAUCAUGUACUAAAUAAUGAGCACCAGAUUGUGGACAAGAACACUGAGAAUUCACAAAACAAACAGAUAUUGAAACAUCCUCGGAAGACCAGGUUUAACUUACGGAAACAUAUUGUUAUCAUUGAUGAAAUUGCAAGGCAUUGGAGGUGUAGGUACUGUGGUAUGGAUGGACAUGGCAAAACAUCUAGGCUCCAUUAUCAUCUUGCUGGCGUCUUUCGUCAUCCUAAGUGCACAAGUGUCCCUAAAGAAGUUUUUGCAAAGGCAAAACACCAUAUUCUAAUAAAGAGAAGGCCCGGGAUGAGAAAGACUGGGCAGCAAGCUCCUCCAGAGCCACAAAUUCUUGCACAAUCCAGUGUAAUACUGGAGAACAAUGAUCCAGCAUUUAGCAAUCUUCCACAAUUGCCAAUAAAUGAUUUGUCGAGCGAGGUGCGUUCCAGUUACCCGACAAGGUUAAGGGACAAUGCAUGGGAACAUUCACUGUUUUUUGACAGAGAAAAAGGACACUGGAAGUGCAAGUGGUGCAGCUUAGAGGGCUAUCAUGGUGUAACUAGAUUAAAGUGGCAUCUUGUUGGCUGGCAAAAUCAUCCUCGAUGCUGUAAAAUUCCGGAAGAUGCCGCUAAGAGGGUUAGAGACCAAAUGAUAUCAAGGGAAAAGAAGAAAGUGAGAAGAUCAGGUCCACAUGCCGGUAUUGACAGUGGUGACAUUCUUUGCUCUUCUAUGAGUUCACAAUUUGAUGAAGAGCAUUUCACUAUAGCUGUGCAGAAUAGUAGUUCUUCCCAAGCUUUUGAUGAAGCUAACAGUAUAUCAAAUACACGCAACGCGUUAUCAAAUACUAUAUCCGGUUCUCAGCCACUCAUGGAGAGGCCUCAUGGAAUAUUAUAUAGUAACACAAACAAAUCUGAGAUGCUAUCUAGAAGAAGUGACUGUUGGAGUCACUGGAGAUAUGUUUUGAAUGGCCUGAUGCAUUUGCAUGGUGUACAGGAGGGUGCUGGCAUCCAGAGUUGCAUCCGUGAUGUCCUCCACAGUUGCUCUGAAUUUGAAUCUGGACCAGUUGUAUUGCAUUGUCUUAUCAAAUGCCCACAAUAUUUUUCUCUACUAUAUCAGCUCAGGGACAAAGUGGAAAUGGAUUCUGACAGAACAGUGUCAAGGAAUACGGGUAUUGCUGAGUGCAAGAACGUUCUUGUGGACAUUUUGAGAUCAGAGGAUUUUGCCUUGUUAUGCAAUGUUCUUCGCAAAACUGUGCAUCAAGAUGAGGAAAGGACUAAGUAUUUCGAUUUUGGUGUGAUUGACUCUAGAAUGAAAAAUGGAGAGUAUGGGUGUGCACCUGAAAUAUUCAAAGAUGAUUUAAAACUGUUGUGGGAAAAUCUUAAAAUGGCUGGCCAAGAUAUCAUUGACCUAGCAAAUAAUCUUUCAAGCCUCACAGAAGCCUCCUACACAAAUCAGGUUGGAAGACAAAGAGGAUCAUGUGGUUGUGAGGAGGAACUCAAGGGAGCUGUGUUGGGCAGCUCUGAACCCAAGAAACUGGUCGAAUCAGCUACAUCAGUACCCUCGAACUCACAGGGAUGCCAACCAUUGGACUAUCCAGACCGAACAGAUGUUUCUGAUGUUCAAAAGGGCAGUGCCUGUGACCAAUGUGGCAAAGAGACGAGAGGUGUCAGCACCGUCAUAUGUAAUGUAUGCAAGUUAGUGUGUCACAUGUCAUGCAUUGAUCCUCCGAUACCAUCCACGUCGACGGGAAGCUGGUAUUGCAAAGGCUGCAGCAGUACCACCUGCAAUGAAUUAGCUCAAGGAGGUUAUGAACCGAAUUGCGUGCAUGGAAAUUGUGUCCUAUGCAAAAGACUUGAGGUGUGCAGGCCCCCAGAAUGCAAAGAACAGACACCUGUUGGUAAGUCAAGAGCAACUGUGCUUUCCAGUACUGAGGGUCGGGAACUGUCGAACAUUGACCCCGGUGGUUCAUGCAAGAUAUGUGGAACUCCUGAAGAGGAUGCCAAGAGAUUCCUCGUAUGUGGUCACAGCCACUGUCCAUACAAGUACUACCACAUUUGCUGUCUGAAGUCUAAACAGAUUGCUAGCGUUAUGCAGCGGGACAAACCGUGCUGGUACUGUCCAUCAUGCCUUUGUCGGGUUUGUCUAUCUGACAGAGAUGACGACCUGACCAUUCUGUGUGACGGCUGCGACGAGGCUUAUCAUCUGUACUGCAUAACACCUCGGCGUACUUGGAUACCCAAGGGGAAGUGGUAUUGCUCGCAUUGUAGCGUGGAGAGGGCAAAGGCGGGGAUGAGACGGUAUGAGAAGAAGAUGCUGAAGCAGCAUCACAAGGAUGAUGAUGCGAGGCUGGAAAGUAGGAAUUUUGCAGCGGUGGAUUUGCUGCUUUCUGCUGCAGAGAAGCUGAGGGAGGAUGGGCAAGUGGUGGCUUGUGCAGAUUACUAGAGAAGGUAGAUACUAGUAGUAUAUCAUGGUGUGGCCUCGUUCUUCUUUCAGUUGUGUAACUGGACACGCCCGAAAGUCUUGGUGUUUUCUUGUCGUCAGAAUCCCCACCAUCGGUUUUGGAUCAAGUUGCUUAGAACCAGAAUGGCAUGUGAUGCUUGACCAGCAGAGGACAUGCAUCCUGUAUGAAGUUGGUUAGUUGGGUUCAUGACUUAUUUUGAGCUACACUACUUUCUCAGCAGCAAAACUUGAAGAGAGCUUGGGUAUUCCUGUACAAUGUUAGUGUUGUUGAAUGGAGUUUUUUCAAGGAUGAUCAUAGAUAA
Messenger RNA from Triticum urartu, 3315 nucleotides. The record is from RefSeq and is a predicted model, not a curated record. NCBI's taxonomy places the organism in Eukaryota, Viridiplantae, Streptophyta, Magnoliopsida, Poales, Poaceae.